Acaromyces ingoldii is the source of this 2113-nucleotide messenger RNA. RefSeq lists its product as hypothetical. Lineage: Eukaryota; Fungi; Basidiomycota; Exobasidiomycetes; Exobasidiales; Cryptobasidiaceae. The coding region runs from base 498 to 1844 and encodes 448 amino acids. The record is from RefSeq and is a predicted model, not a curated record. The transcript has a single exon.
GUUCUCUUUCGCGCUAAAAGGCCCAGUCGCUUUUCCCCGCGUUCGGUCCAACGCGACAUUUCAUUUACCGUGGCAUUCCUCUUGACUCGCGAAAAACACACACGCACACGUCGGACAAGUAAGCGACAGAAACAGCGCAGCCAGCGUCGUAGGACUGCGAUCGACAUGGCUUGCUUUGAUGGACCUACCAGCGCAAACCUGCCUGCCAAACCUGACCAAUAAAAUAGUAGUACAGGGUUCAGAACCGACGAAGCGAGCAAUGAUGCGCGGCAGAAUUCUACCAGAACGUUGUUUUCCUGGUCCAUUCCGUACGUACAGGCAGCAAGCCAGCUAGCUGUACCGCAGAGGGAAAGGCAAUAAUGGAGAUCGCUUGAAUCGCCCUGCCCUGAAGAAUCUAAAGGCUCCUGUCGCUGCUGUUGUUUCUCUCCUUUCCAUCACCACCAACCCCUUCUCCCCCUCCCCUUUUCCCUGUCCCCAACAACACCACGGUCCUUACGAUGCAAUACAACGUCGCCAUUCUGCUGGCCGUCGCGCUUGCGGCCAGCCAGGUCAACGCUGGCCUUCCCGAGGGAGCCACUCAGCCCAUUGAUGCUGCCAAGGCUGCUGCUCCUGCGCAGCUCGCCGACAUCCCCGCGAAGCUCGCUGCGGCACCUUCCAAGCUUGCGUCGGCUCCUUCCAAGCUCUCCGGCGUGCUGCCGAAGCAGAUGAAGAGCGCGCCGGGCAAGCUGGCUAAGGGCGCCAAGGCUGCUGCUCCUUCGCAGCUCACCAAUGCCCCCUCGGAGCUUGCCAAGGCCCCCUCGAAGCUCGCCGACGCCCCCGCGGAGCUUGCUUCGGCCCCUUCUAAGCUCUCCAGCCUGCUGCCAGAGCAGGUGACGAGCGAACCGGGCAAGCUGGCUGAUGCCGCCGCUUUUUACGGUGAGAGUGCAAAGAGCGCCGCCAAGGCUGGCAUGGACGCCAUCACGGGCGCACCGGCCUAUGUGGCCUCGAUGCCCGAGAAGGUCGGCAACGUCGCCGACGCGACCAAGAACCUCGCCUCGGCCGCCAAGCCCGAGCUCCCGACGGCGCAGGACCUGUGCCAGACCGACGACGACGGUGACCGCGUCGGUUUCUGCAACGGCCUCGCGCCCUCGGUCGAGUCCGACGGUGAAAAGGAGACGCUGCUCCGGCGCCAGGACUUCCUCGACGCCCUGUGCGAGCACGACGGCGCGACCGAGGUUGGCUUCUGCCACGGCCUCAUCCCCGACGCCAAGCUCGGCAACCUCGACGCGACCAAGGGCAAGCGAGCCGACCAGGACCUGCUCGGUCUCGCCAACACGUACGCGCCCGACGUGACAAAGGCCGUCACGUCGCUUCUCCAGCCUUGCGACCAGGCCGAUGACGCGCAGCAGAAGGUGCCCGGCCUCGAGGGGCUCUGCAAGACGCUCGUGCCCGACGCAAAGGAGCAGGCCGUCGCCGCGGCCAACGGCGGCGGACUCGUCAUCAAGCGCCAGGUCGACUACGGCGUCAAGAAGGGUCUCGAGGGCUCGGCAAAGGGCUUCAAGGCAAGCGAGGACCAAGUCGUGGGCACCAUCGAGCACCCCCCUACGCCUGAGCAGCUGCUCCAGACCGUCGGCACAACCGUCCUUGGCACCGCGCUCAAGUCGCUGCCUAACCGCAGGCGCCAGCUUGGGCUCGAGAUGCUCCUCCCCUGUGCUCACGGUGAAGGAAAGGACCUCAAGGGCGAGGCCGGCUUCUGCAACAGCCUCAUUCCCUCGGCACACGAGCGAGACGUCAUGAGCGUCGUCCGUCGCAGCAUCGCCGCAAAGAUGCACAGCCGCUUCGUCAAGCGUACCCAGAGGUUCUGAGGGUUGUAAACCUCAUCCCCUUCUCGCUCUCUUCAUCAUCAUAAACACACUCCUUACCUUGCGCCGCUGGUCACCGUUCUCGCUUUCAUUCACACUCUCCUCAUUGUCUUAUUUUCCACAGCGCUUCGUCAUCGCCUUUCUAUUCACUCUGAUACACACCUCGGUUGUCGUGUCAAUGUUCAUCAUUCCUAUUGGAUCCGCUUAAUGCUACAAUUUUCGUCCAUUUCCUGUCCAUGGCAAGAUAGAGCGUCAGCUGCCUUUCCCUCCCA